ACCGAAUCGCUGCCAGUGUUAGCGGUGGGAUCCGUGUCCAGCUCCUCUGUGUCCGCCCAGACCUCCGCACACUUUAGGGUCUGCUUCUCCGGUGAAGAAGGCGAACAAUGGCAACAACAGUGACCCUGAAUACCGGCGCACAAAUGCCCAUUCUGGGACUGGGAACGUGGAAGUCUCCUCCUGGUGAAGUUGCAAAUGCAGUGAAAGCAGCCAUAUCAGCAGGCUACAGGCACAUAGAUGGGGCGUUUGUGUACCAGAAUGAGGCCGAGGUGGGUGAGGGAGUUCACGCCAUGAUCAAGGAUGGUGUGGUCAAGAGAGAGGAACUUUUCAUAGUUAGCAAGCUGUGGUGCACAUUCCAUGAGAAGUCCCUAGUGAGGCAAGGCUGUGAGAAAACUCUUGGUGAUCUAAAACUGGACUACCUAGACCUCUAUUUGGUACACUGGCCCAUGGGGCUCAAAGCUGGCACUGAGCUCUUCCCUUUGGACAGUGCAGGGGAGGUAAUAACUGAUAACACAUCCUUUCUAGAGACAUGGGAGGCCAUGGAGGAGCUUGUUGAUGCCGGUUUGGUCAAAGCCAUUGGUGUCUCCAACUUCAACAAGGACCAGAUUGAAGCCAUACUGAACAAGCCAGGCCUAAAAUACAAACCUGCCAACAACCAGGUGGAGUGCCACCCGUACCUGACUCAGGAGAAGCUAAUCAACUACUGUCACUCUCAGGGCAUCUCUGUGACGGCUUACAGCCCCCUGGGCUCCCCUGAUAGACCCUGGGCUAAACCAGAAGAUCCCUCACUGUUGGAGGAUCCUAACAUCAAGGCCAUUGCUGAGAAACAUAAGAAGACGUCUGCUCAGGUCCUGAUCCGAUUCCACAUUCAGAGGAAUGUGAUUGUGAUCCCCAAGUCAAUCACACCUCACCGCAUUCAGGAGAAUUUCCAAGUGUUUGACUUUGAACUAAGUGAGGAGGACAUGAAGAUGAUUUUAGGAUUUAACAGAAACUGGAGAGUCUGUCCUAUGCAAUGGAGUACAAAGCACAAGGAUUAUCCAUUCAACACUGAAUUCUGAAGUGAACAAUGAACAUGUUUGCAGUAGGGGCUAGAAUUUGCUUCUUUGCAGUUUCGACUCCUUCUCCUCUUGCUAUAAGGAGCAUUUUUCUUUGUUGCUGUGGCCUUUCAUCAGAUUUUCGCUGAUAUGUUUAGUGGAGAAAUGUGUGUUACCAGUAUGGUCUAUAUACCUCUACACUUUCACUCGCACUCUAAAAGUCAAGACACAGUCUUGCUCAUAUUUAAACAGCCCACUGAAUAUGUGGAAGAAUACACUUUUUUGUCGCCACGUCAUGUACAUUUUACUCUUUGUGUACUUAUGCCAGCAAAGACAUUGAGUUACUGAGCAAACUGUGUACAUUGUAGCUUCAUUAGGUCAAUAUUGGGGUGUAACAAUAGAUAAACUGUGUUACAUAGAAUCACAAGAAAACUGCCAACAGUACUUGAAGCCAAAAUAAACUGAAGAAAAUCAGCACAUUAAAGAAUUAAGCAAAGAUGGUACAGCCAGGGAAGAGUUGGAUAUUAAAGCACUCCUCAUUCAUUUUGUCUGUCAUAGUAAUUUAGCAUAAUAAUGUCUGAAAUCCAAAUAUUAACUACAUUUGCCCUGUGAUGACAAAGCACUCCUCAGUGUUCUAUACAAGUCAUUUAUGUGUGUGAUCAUGUGUUGUGGGUCUGCUGAGUGGCUUUCACUUCCCAUGUUUUUGUAAGGUUUUCUUUUUUUCUCUCUUAAGAUGAACAAUAAAGUCUUCUGG
This is a messenger RNA of Sphaeramia orbicularis (orbiculate cardinalfish), 1788 nucleotides long. RefSeq names its product aldo-keto reductase family 1 member B1-like. Gene Ontology annotation, molecular function: oxidoreductase activity. NCBI's taxonomy places the organism in Eukaryota, Metazoa, Chordata, Actinopteri, Kurtiformes, Apogonidae. The transcript has 10 exons. Bases 108 to 1058 code for a protein of 316 amino acids. The record is from RefSeq and is a predicted model, not a curated record.